Molecule: messenger RNA, 5651 nt
Organism: Anolis carolinensis (green anole)
Lineage: Eukaryota; Metazoa; Chordata; Lepidosauria; Squamata; Anolidae
Gene: mstn
Product: myostatin
Exons: 3
Coding region: 467-1594 (375 amino acids)
Cellular component (GO): extracellular region
Molecular function (GO): growth factor activity; cytokine activity
Source: RefSeq, a predicted model, not a curated record
GCUAUGUUUUUUGAAUGCGUGGGGAAUGUAUAAAUUGAUUCAUAAGAAAAGAAGCAGCUGAUUCAAAUUUAAGAAUGGUAAUACUAUCUUCUGAUACGGCUGGCUAUAUUCCUUGGAAAUAUUAUUUCAGCAUGUGAGGAGAUACCCUCGAUGGAACAGUCAGAAUAUCAGCUUAGCUUUGGCAGUAACAGAAUAAGGUCUAGCAACUUAUGACGGACAUGGCUUUAACAUCUGACAGCUAGAUUCAUUGUUGGUUUAACAGCCAAUCACCACUUUUGACGACACAAGCUAAUGAAGGGUUGGGAAUAUAAAAAGCCCUCUUGGAAUAUACAAGAUUCACCAGAGUGGUGACUUGUCUCAGGUUGCAUUUGCCUUCAGCAAUUCAGAGUACGGAAAGAUUAGAAAAAGAACUAAAGAAGGGGAGGGGGAAAAAAAGAAGGAACAGGAGUUCAGUGAAUGUGGGACAAUGCAAAAGUUUAAAAGUUAUAUUUAUAUUUAUCUUCUCAUGCUAAUCAUACCUGGUCCAGUGGAUCCAAAUGAAAGUAACCAGGCAAAUGAGAAUAUAGAAAAAGAUGGGCCAUGCAAUGCAUGCACAUGGAGGCAAAGUACAAAAUCUUCAAGAAUAGAAGCUAUAAAAAUUCAGAUCCUCAGUAAACUGCGUCUGGAACAGGCACCGAACAUUAGCCGGGAUGCUAUACGGCAACUUUUACCAAGAGCUCCGCCAGUACAAGAACUGAUCGAUCAAUACGACGUCCAAAGAGACGACAGUAGUGACGGAUCUUUGGAAGAUGAUGAUUAUCAUGCAACAACUGAAACUAUUAUUACAAUGCCAACUGAAGCUGAUUUUCCGAUGCCAGUGGAAGGAAAACCCAAAUGUUGUUUUUUUAAGUUUAGCUCUAAAAUACAGUAUAAUAAAGUAGUGAAGGCCCAGUUGUGGAUCUACUUAAGACCAGUUCAGAGGCCUACCACAGUAUUUGUGCAGAUCCUGAGACUCAUCAGACCCAUGAAAGAUGGUGCAACUUCGACUGCAAUUCGAUCUUUGAAACUUGACAUGAACCCAGGCACCGGCAUUUGGCAGAGCAUUGAUGUGAAGUCUGUUAUGCAAAAUUGGCUCAAACAACCUGAAUCCAAUUUGGGCAUUGAGAUUAAAGCUCUGAAUGAGAAUGGAAGAGAUCUUGCAGUAACUUAUCCAGGACCAGGGGAAGAUGGAUUGAAUCCAUUUUUAGAGGUGAGGAUUACAGACACACCGAAAAGAUCUCGUAGAGAUUUUGGUCUUGACUGUGAUGAACACUCAACAGAAUCUCGAUGUUGUCGGUACCCCCUGACUGUGGAUUUUGAAGCAUUUGGAUGGGACUGGAUCAUUGCACCCAAACGGUACAAAGCCAACUACUGCUCCGGAGAAUGUGAAUUUGUGUUUCUACAAAAAUAUCCACACACUCAUCUGGUCCAUCAAGCAAAUCCAAGAGGUUCAGCGGGCCCUUGCUGCACACCCACUAAGAUGUCCCCCAUAAAUAUGCUGUACUUCAAUGGAAAAGAACAAAUCAUGUACGGAAAGAUACCAGCCAUGGUAGUAGAUCGUUGUGGGUGCUCAUGAGUCCUUCAUUAGGUUUUCUACUUCAUAAAUACGGAAUCUACAAAAAAAAAUUUCCUUGAGCAAUUUUUGAAACUGUGAAUUUUUUGAACAAUAGGCCUACCUCUAUUAGGCUGCACUCUAGGCUAUUGUAAAGAUUUCUUACCAGGCAAACUACAGUAUGUGGACUGAAGGACAUUUUAACCAGUGAAAAGAUAAGCUACAAUCAAACUUACAGGAUUUCACAAUGAAUUUCUCAUUCUGGAAAGGGAUCUCUUUUCAUUUAUGCAAACCACAUAAUCAUAUAAAGGUAUCAGAAAUAGAGCGACCUUCUUAUAUUCCAGAGAAUGAAAACGAGUAGAUUAGUGAACGUAGUCUGAACAGUUUAAUUUACUAUUUCAUUUACACUAGAGGAUAUACUGGUGAUAUAUAGAGUGAAGAGAGUACCAAUGAAUUUCCUCAAACACUUGAAUUGAGUUUAGAGUAUGAAAACUGAUAAGAUGAAAUUCCACAAAACAGAAGUCCACAAAUUAGAUUAGAUAUGUUAUGUUUCCAUUCCUUUUAUAAUUAGUAUGUUCAUUACUUUCUACCAGUGGUGCUAUCACAAUAGUUCAAACGCAAGAUUGGCCGCUGGAGCACAGAAAUAUAGAAUAUGAUUUAUUAGCCAUUAGAUUACCAGAUUGACCAGGUUCCAAAGGAUAAUUAUUACCAACGAAGCAACUCCAUUGGGUAAAAUGAGAGGAAACACUCUUGCUUCAUUCUGCAGUCCCUAUAGUCAGGGAUGGGCAACUAUGGAAAACUUUUUUUCGGGUUCAGGAGCAACUUCAGAAACUGCAAGUCGCUUCUGGUAUGAGAGAAAUGGCCGUCUGCAAGGACGUUGCCAAGGGGACUCCCCAAUGUUUGAUGUUUUACAUCCUGUGGGAGGAUUCCCUCAUGUCCCUGCAUGGAAGGCUGAGGGGCCACAAUAGCUUUCCAGGAGAACCUAAGACCAUUGUAUCUUCUAAACCUUUCUCAAUGCCCCCCAAAGGUUUCCCCCUAAAAGUCUGGACUUAAAAGGGGAUUAAAAACAUAGGGGAAAUGCCCCCAUAAAACCAAAAGAGCAUUGGGUGCAAUUGGGAAGCACAAAAAAGUUCUGAUGGCCUCAUGUAAUUCACAGCCUGUGUUUUGCCAAGUUCCAUCCUUUGUACUCUAAAAACAUGCUCCGUGGGACAAAGGCACCUAAAUCUGUGGCUAGUCCAAAGCACUACUGCUUUGGACUGUCCUAGAUUCUGGUGCAGUGUUUACACCUCUUUAUUCCUAACUGUGCCAGCCGGUUGGUUGGUCACUCUAACCCUUUGCCUCAGACAGAGCUCAUCAUAUGAUGCAGGGCUACUUUUUGCCACUAUAGUGGUGGCCACAGACCUCUGGAACCUCCUGUCUAUCACCAGGCACCCUUGCCAGUAUUAUCAAACAUGCCUGCGCAAUGCACAUCUUGGAGAAAGGAGCUUGUAAAGAAGGGGCGAUCUCCUUCUCCUUCCCAUGUCAUGUGAGAACCUUUACUAUGGACCUCAUCAGAUGGGAUUUUUCCCCGUCCUAGGAUGCUGUGGAGCCGAAGCCGGGACAGAGCCCGACAGAGCUCAUCAUAUGAUGCAGGGCUACUUGCGGUGGGGCUCCAUCCCAUCUUUGUCUCCGCAGUGUUGUCUGAGGAAGCCCUGAGGAUACGGGUGACCAGGACCAUAGCCAGAAAAAUAGUUCGGGGGGGGGGGGGGGCAGUUUGAAACUUUUUUUAGCGAAUCUUGAAGAGUAGUUCCAUAAUGCAAAAUAAUUUAGAAAUCAGGCUCCAUUGAUAACCUUCAGUGGACACUUAAGACAGAUAAAGUUCAGUGGACACCCAUGGGGAUUUGGUUAAUCAGUUAAAAUUCCUAAGUAAACCAGGUUUUUUUUUUAAACGUAAAAAAAAUGGGUGGGGGGGGGGGGUUGAGCCCCUAAACUCCCUCCCCCCCCCCCUUGGCUACAGCCCUGCGGGUGACUACCCAUAUCCUCAUUUAAUAAGCUGGGGACAGUGUGAAAGGAAGUUGGGAGCAGCCGGGUAAACACAGUGGGACGGUGAGGGUAUGAAGCUGGGUGCUGCCCCACCGUUUCUCCCGCUGUCCCCUGGAAAAUUGGAUGUCAGUACUGACCCAUGUGACCAGUGAGACUGGUUCCAAACCAGAACUGGCACAGUUGUUCAUUGCCCAUCCCUCCCAUCCUGCUGAUGCAUGUGGCUGCUUUGGAGUUUGGGGAAGCUUCUGAGCAUUCCUCAACUUCUGCUGACAUAGGAUAAAAUGGAGUUAUCCAGUUUUACCCUGUGUUAGAGGUCAGAAGUUCCUGGGCAUCAUCUGGAUGCCUAGAGGCAACUUCUGGAACAAUUCAAGUUUUGUGGCCCAUGCAGAUAGGCUCUAAGAAAAACAAUGGAACAGGUAUUUAGAGAUCUGCAGGGUAUAGGAGAAGAAGGUUUGGGUGUUAGUGGUAGCAUAAUGUUGGAUUUAGGACAGUGGUUCUCAACCUGGGGUCCCCAGAUGUUUUUGGCCUUCAACUCCCAGAAGUCCUAACAGCUGGUAAACUGGCUGGGAUUUCUGAGAGUUGUAGGCCAAAACACCUGGGGACCCACAGGUUGAGAACCACUGAAUUGGGGCCUGCAGACAACCAUAGGAUUGGAGUGAUAUUUUUAUUAUACAUUUUCUAAAAAAAUAUUAAGCACAAGAAUUUAUGUCUCUUUCUUCAAGUAUAGUUUAUUAAUCAGAAAAGGAAUGGGAUUUAAAAAAUUAAUGAUGCUUUUUGUGCUUUAGCGUACAUCGCUAUUACAGGGAAUUAUGAAAGGAAAAUGUUUCCUUUUGAUAAAAAUAAUUAUAGCCCACAUUACAAAAUUACAGUUUGCACUAUGAUAAACCAAUGGACAGAAUUAAUAAGUACAGUAUUGUAAAAAUAAAACAUUGAUAUAUUACUAAGUUUGUAUAAUAUAUAUGCACACAUGCAUACACACUAUUAUAAUGUAAAUAAAUGUUUGUUUUUUUAUUUACUAUUAAUAUAUCAUGAAUCUUUUGGGUUAACUUGCUCUAUCAUGUAUGAUUACAAUUCUAAUAAUGAGACACAUUAAGGUUUUCUUCUUGUGUACCAAGUACACUCUGUUCUAGGACCGUUCCCACAUUUCUGAGAUCAGUGUGUACACACGAUGUUCUCCUCACCACUUAACUGCUCCACUAACCUUUUGUACACUUAUUGUUUGCAUGGGUUCUGCUUCUUGACUUGUAAUAAAUGAGAAACGCUUCAUGUAAUCAUUCUAUGUGCAUAUGGAUUAGUGGACCAGAGCAAUUUUGGAUACCAUUACUGCAAUGUAAACGUAUAUACAUUUUCAUGUUCUCCUCUUUUUUUUUUUUUUAGAUUACUCAGUUGCACAAGGAGAUAAACAGGGGACAUUAUGGGUUGGACACAAAGUGAAGGGCUAUUCUAUAUUUUGCCUUAAAACAUUACACAAGAAAAAUGAUAUGCAAGAGAAGUAUGAAAAUGCCUAUAGUAUGUACCACCUAGAGCAGUGUGUGGAGCUAUAAAUUCUUGCACAAGCAUUUUCAGAACAGUAACAGUGACUUUUUCACCAGUCAUAGCUCUUUGGUUCCAGCCUGAUGAAUAAUCAAUUUUGUACAGAUUCAGCUAAAAUGUAAUUUGCCAUACUUUAGUAAUAUAUCAAUAUAUUGUUGACAACACCAAUACGAACAUGUUCAGCAACUCUAUUUUUUCUUAAGAGCUAAUAUCUUACAAAAUAUUUUAUAAUUUUUAUAUUAUAAGUAUGCAAUAAACUUUAAUUUUCUCAUAUUACUGUAUAUUUUGCUCAGCAUAAUCUGUAAUUUUUUAAUCAAAACCAAAUUUUAGAAAUCUACCUAUUUCCUAUUAAGGGACUUUUUUUUCAAAUGUGAAAGAAUAUUGAAAAUACAGACAUUGUACAAUAACCACUAUAAUUUCUGUUAAAAUAUUUUCAUUUUUUGUACAAUAUCAAAACUGUAUUGUUGUGUUCUGGAUUUCACCUUAUCAUUUUAUUUAUGUGAAAUUACAGCAGAGUAUGAGUCUC